AUGGAGCACAAGGAUAGGCUGGCACCGCUCGAGGUGGUGCAGCUGUCGGCGCUGCUCGACGACUGCGUGGGCUCGCUCUCGCUGUUGGGCGACAUCACCCGCGACAUCCUGGAGCAGCGGGAGGAGUUGGCGCAGGCGACAGGCGACGAGACUUCGCAGAUCAUUGCGGAGCAGAAGCGACUGGAGGCUCGAUAUGAGGAGCUACUCGCCCAGCGGGCGUCGUACAAGGCGCUGGCCAACAAGUCAAAGUACAAAGACGUCGAGGCCGAGCUGACGCAGAUCGCGUACCAGCUUCGGCAAUCGACCCAGCUACUCUGCCGCAACCUCAAAGAGAACCCCAACGUGGCCGACAACCUGCUCAAGAUCCAGUCGGAGCGCCGCUCUCUCAUCCACCUGCUGAAGGAUACCCAACUCGAGCUCAACGAGCUCCACUUCCGGACCCUCCUCACCACCGUCCGUGAGGACAAGGCCAAGGAGGAGGGCCUGCGCCGGACCAUCGAACGCGAGCGCGAGGCAACCGCCGAAGUCAAGCGCCUCUCUGCACAGCUUGCCGCCGUGGAGGCCGACAAGGACAAGAUGAUCAAGGAGCUCAACAUCAUCAUCGCACGCAAGAAGACCGCCCUGCAAAAGGCCAAGAAGCAGGCGCUCUCCAACUACAACUUUUCGCGCAAAAGUACUCGGCUGCUCCAGGAGGAGAUCACAGCCUGGAACGACAAGUACUUUGAAGACAUCGAGGCCAAGCGCAAGGAGGUUGAGUCGCUCAAGAUCCAGCAGUCGCAGACCGUGGCAGAGAUCGAGAAUCUCACCCGCGAGUACGAGAACAUGCGCGCCGUCGUCGAGGAGGACCACCGGCUCGCCAAGCAGCGCGAGGCUGCCAUGCUCUUUGGCGUCCGCCUCGGUACCGCCGCCGCUCGCCUGCAGAAGCUCUGGCGUGGCCACCGCGUUCGCAAGAAGAUCCUCGCCGCCCACACCAAGAAGAAGCGCAAGCGACCCAAGAAGAAGAAGUAAAGGCACCGUUGCAUCGC
Molecule: messenger RNA, 1025 nt
Organism: Thecamonas trahens ATCC 50062
Lineage: Eukaryota; Apusomonadida; Apusomonadidae
Exons: 2
Coding region: 1-1008 (335 amino acids)
Biological process (GO): cilium organization
Cellular component (GO): motile cilium; cytoplasm
Molecular function (GO): protein binding
Source: RefSeq, a predicted model, not a curated record